CCUUUUUAGAGAACGUUUAACUGGGGAAGUGGGUAUAAAAUGUGCACUCUUAUUGUCUAUUGCACACAAACUCCUGACCUCCAGCUCUAAAGAUGAUGUUUUUUCUUGUGCUUGUGAUCCUGGCGUCAUGCACAGCAGCUCCUACGGAUCUGACAGGGAAGAUGUUCACCUUCCCACAAGCCACCGACACAGCUCGCGUGAAGCUUCUUACACUGAAGAACGAUUUCAAAGCUGUAACUGUCUGUUUAAGGUCCUUUACAGACCUGCGCCGAGACCACACCUUGUUCUCUCUGUCCACACCAUCCUCCCACAACGACUUCCUGAUUUUCAAGGAUGCAACUAACAACGACGUCGAGCUCUGUACCAGGGAUGCUGAGGUAGACUUCAAUCUAGACUACAAGCUGAGCAGCUGGAGCUCUGUGUGUGGCACAUGGGACGCUGCGUCUGGACUGGGGCAGCUCUGGAUGGAUGGAAAGCCUUCAGUAAAGAAAUUUAUCUCCUCCAAUUCAAACAUCCGAGGGACACCAAUAAUUCUGUUAGGACAGGAGCAGGAUUCCCACGGCGGAGGCUUUGACCCCAACCAGUCGUUCGUUGGCAUGAUGUCCGAUGUCCACAUGUGGGACUACGUCCUCUCCUCCUGUGAGAUCCGGAAAUAUGUCGAUGAGCUAAACUUCACUCCGGGGAACGUGCUCAACUGGAAAGAGCUGGACUUUCAGAUUGUUGACCGAGUGCUUAUAGAAGACAAACAAAAAACCUGCAGUGACCAGCUUAGUGCGGCUCACAAACACAGACAAAGUCCAGACAUGGAUUUCAAGAUGGAAUUUUUCGUGCUGAUGAUGUUGCCAGCGUGUGCUGCUGGUCUACAAGAUCUGUCAGGUAAAAUGUUCAUCUUCCCUCAAAAAACCAACAAAGCACACGUGAGGCUGACGGCUUCAAAGCAGGACUUCAGCAGCGUGACCGUCUGUCACAGAUCAUUCACAGACCUCAGGAGAGAUCACAUCCUCUUCUCUUUGUCUACCUCCUCUAAUUCAAAUGACUUACUGAUCUUCUGGGAUGACAAAAAUAAAGAGAUUGAGCCUCAUAUCAGAGAUCAAAAGGUAGAAUAUGGAGGGCAGGAAUACAAGCUGAACAUGUGGCACUCGGUCUGCACCACGUGGGACUCCUCCUCUGGACUGGUGCAGGUUUGGAUUGACGGACAGCCCUCAGUUAGGAAAUACAGCAGCUCUGGAUCAAGCAUCAGCGGAAGCACCAUCAUCAUUCUAGGACAGGAGCAGGAUUCCCACGGCGGAGGCUUUGACAUCAACCAGUCGUUCGUUGGCAUGAUGUCUGAUGUCCACAUGUGGGACUACGUCCUCUCCUCCUGUGAGAUCCAGAAAUAUGUCGAUGAGCUAAACUUCACUCCGGGGAACGUGCUCAACUGGAAAGCGCUGGACUUUCAGAUUGUUGACAGAGUCCUGAUAGAAGAGAAGCAAAGCUCCUGUCACUGAACAUUUAGAGAACAUUAUCGGUGUCCUGCUUUCUCUACAGUUUACUGGCAUCUACACUUUGUUAAGUGAUUGUUUAUUAACUUUUAAUACUCAAUUUCCAUUUUGUGUGUUUAGUAUGCAUAUUUUGCAAUGGGCAUACUUCCUGUAAAUUAUGGUCAGGGCUACAUUAUUGAGCUUGGUGUCACUGGAAAGGAAAUUCCUUAUAAUUUUCAAAGAAAGAAACAGAAUCUGUUACAGUUUUAUUGAAUCAAAGUAACAGAGACACAAAGCUGAGAUUAUGUUUUAAAAAAAAUAUUUUCCUACAUUUUUAAAUGAAUUAUUAACAGACAAUGUGUCAAAAAUAAAUUGAAUGCACUAACAA
Betta splendens (Siamese fighting fish) is the source of this 1848-nucleotide messenger RNA. RefSeq names its product neuronal pentraxin-2-like. The transcript is spliced from 10 exons. The record is from RefSeq and is a predicted model, not a curated record. NCBI's taxonomy places the organism in Eukaryota, Metazoa, Chordata, Actinopteri, Anabantiformes, Osphronemidae. The coding region runs from base 93 to 1487 and encodes 464 amino acids.